GUGACUGAUGAAGAGGGACGGAGAAGGUUCCAUGGAGCAUUUACUGGUGGAUAUUCUGCUGGGUAUUACAAUACAGUUGGGUCCAAAGAAGGCUGAAAUAAAUAAAUGAGUUCAAAAUAGCUGAUCGGCCGACGAAUGAGUAUUACGCGACGGUGAGAUAAGGAAAUCAAGGGAAACUCAUCAUUUAGAGAACAAGAUGCGAUUAGUUGAACAAACAAAAAAAAAGAGAACAAGAUGCGAUUUAACACUUCGUUUCCGGCAAGCAAGACUUUAACGAUCCGUUAACAAAAAAGUAAACCAGAAAUCCAGAAGCAAACCAAACCGGAGAAAUAAACAUUCAAACGGAAGCAAAUUUAAACCGAAAACAGAGCAGCAAGCAAACAACCACUUCAUCUUCGAUUACCAGCCACCGCCCCCAUUUUUUACAUUUUUGUCAAAAGUUCCAAAAAAUAAAUAAAUAAAUAAAUAAUCUACAUGACGAAAAAGAAAGUAAAAAUCUAGCUUUCUUCGAUCUAGUGUCCGUCGAAGUCUCUCCGUCCUCUUACAUCUUUUGGGUCCCCAGUUACAUCUCGCCGAAGAAGUGAUGGAGCCAGCUGAAGAUGGGAAGUCUAAUUUCGCCAAAGAGCUUUACGGCGAAAGUUUGCAGCUUUCAAAACCUGAAACAUCGCUUGGUUUAAGUAAUCUUGAGAAUGAAGGUGGAUCCUUUUAUGGAAGUUCAGAUGAAGAACCAAGUGAAGCUUACUCGAUGAACAAGGAUACUGAGAACAUGCGUGAAAAAUUCCACAUGCUUGGAUACCGUGAUGGGAUUUCUGCUGGACAAGAAGCUGCUGCGCAAGAAGGUUAUAACGUCGGCUAUAAGGAAUCAGUUCUUGCUGGCUACAAGUUUGGUAUUGUUAGAGGUGUUUCCAGUGCGCUGGCUUUUCUCCCAGAUGACCUAAGAGAAAAACUGAUCGAUGAACAAGAAACUCGAGACAAGUUCCGAAACUUACACGGUUCUGUGCAUGAUCUCUCAACUGAAGCCGCUUUGAAGCUGUUUUAUGGAGCUUUGACUACAAAGCAAGGAGAAGAGGAGAGUGGAGAAAAAGAGCCUUGCUCUAGUCUUUGUUCUGGUUCUGGCUGUGUUUCAGGUUCUCGCUCUGUUUCAGCCACAAAUGACUUGGGAAGCUAUGUUACUGAGCUGAGCUCUCUUCUUGACAAUUCUCCUAAGAUUAAAGUUAGAUUGGAGGACACAUAGACGAAGAUAAGAGUGGAGGAAAAGGGUCUUACUCCAGUCGUGAUUCUGGUUCUCGCACGACAAGUUACUAGCUAAGCUCUCUUCCUGACCAGUAUCCUAAGAUUGAGGAUGCAUAGAGGAGUCUUGUUACCUGAAGUUAUUGCCAAGCGGAAGCAUGGAGGAUGCUUGUUCCCGAUUCUGUUUUAUAUUUGAAUUAAAACUUUUAUUAUUAUCAAAAGAACAAAUUUGACUGCAAUAAACAUUGGCUUAGACUGCGAUUAGCAGCCCAAAUUGAGUUUAAUUUGCCCAUAAUCUCA
Messenger RNA from Brassica rapa (field mustard), 1530 nucleotides. Its product is annotated as protein yae1. The record is from RefSeq and is a predicted model, not a curated record. Gene Ontology annotation, biological process: mRNA processing. Lineage: Eukaryota; Viridiplantae; Streptophyta; Magnoliopsida; Brassicales; Brassicaceae.